Molecule: messenger RNA, 435 nt
Organism: Histoplasma capsulatum G186AR
Lineage: Eukaryota; Fungi; Ascomycota; Eurotiomycetes; Onygenales; Ajellomycetaceae
Exons: 2
Coding region: 1-435 (144 amino acids)
Biological process (GO): cristae formation
Cellular component (GO): MICOS complex; mitochondrial crista junction
Source: RefSeq, a predicted model, not a curated record
AUGAGUUUCCUAAAGGGCUUCCUCACAGGUCUAACCUUCACAACCGCCACCCUCACCCUCACCGUUCAUCUGCAUCUCGCAAACCGGCAACAGCAGCACCUCCUCCUGCGCGAGCAGAUAGAUUCCAUAAACGCCAUAGCAUUAUUGCCAACCUCCACUGCCGCUACCGACACCAGCAGCAGCAGAAGAGUUUACACAUCCCACACACGAAAUACGUCCGCCGACGACACCGAUGCCAUCGCAGCCGUCCUGGCGCGGAGGGGAUAUUACCCGCGCGAACGCCCGGGGAUUAUGGAUUUGGCGAAGGAGAGAUGGAAUAGAGAGCUUGAGGGGUGGGUGAGGAGGAUGCAGGAGGUGGGAUUGGAGGGGAUCGCUAGGGAGGGGGCGAGAUUUUUUAAGGGGUUGGUGGGGGAGGAGCGCCGGAGAGAAUCGUGA